GAGUAGUUUGGAAACCAUUGAUUGCGAAACGACUCCGAUUGAAGUGACUCAGUUUUUUCUGUUAUGGCACCGACAGGAGAAGUUGUGAUCGGCAGUGAGGCACGGGUAUGCGCAGAGAACCUUCUGCGAUGGGAUCUGACACCGGACGAAAUCCAGCGGCUGGCCGACGAGCUGAUAGCCAAGACCAAGCGCGUGUACGAUGCCGUGGGCGCCCUGGAGUUGUCCAGCGUCACGUAUGAGAACACCCUGAAGGCUCUGGCAGAUGUGGAGGUGGAAUACACGGUUCAACGCAACAUGCUGGACUUCCCUCAGCACGUUUCCUCAUGCAAAGAUGUGCGCACGGCCAGCACUGACGCUGAUAAGAAGCUCUCUGAGUUUGAUGUGGAGAUGAGCAUGAGAGAGGAUGUGUACCAGAGGAUUGUGGCACUGGAGGAGAAGCUUGAUGCUGGUGCUCUUAGUCCGGAAGCUAAGAGAUACAUGGAGAGGCUGAUCAAGCUGGGCAAGAGGAAUGGCUUGCACCUCCCUAAAGAGACACAAGAAGAAAUCAAGAAGAUCAAGAAAAAACUCAGCACUCUGUGUAUCGAUUUCAACAAGCACCUGAAUGAGGAUACUACCAGUCUGUCUUUCACCAGAGAGGAGCUUGGUGGUCUCCCUGAGGAUUUUCUCAGCUCUUUGGAGAAGGAUGAUGAUGGGAGCCUAAAGAUCACUCUUAAGUACCCUCACUACUUUCCCACUAUGAAGAAGUGUCAUGUCCCAGAGACACGCAAGAAGCUUGAGCAGGCUUUCAAUUCUCGCUGCCAAGAGGAGAACUCGAACAUCCUGAAGGAGCUGGUGAAGCUUCGUGCCCAGAAGAGUGCUCUUCUGGGUUUCAGCACCCAUGCUGACUUUGUGCUGGAGAUGAACAUGGCCAAGUCUAGCAAGAAGGUCUCCACUUUCCUAGAGGAGCUGGCUCGCAAGCUGAAGACCUUGGGUGAGGAGGAGCGAGCCGUGAUGCUCAAGCUUAAGGAGGCAGAGUGCCAAAAGAGGGGACUGCCCUUCCACAGCCAGCUGCAUGCCUGGGAUACCCGCUACUACAUGACACAGGUGGAGGAGACUCAGUAUGCUGUGGACCAGAACCUGCUGAAGGAGUACUUCCCCAUGGAGGUGGUGACCCGUGGCCUGCUGGACAUCUACCAAGAGCUGCUGGGGCUGUCCUUCGAGCUUGUAGAGGGCGCCCCCGUGUGGCACGAGGACGUCACCCUCUACUGCGUGAAGGACCGCGAGACGGGCCAAGUCGUCGGUCAGUUUUACCUGGACCUCUUCCCAAGGGAGGGGAAGUAUGGCCAUGCCGCCUGCUUCGGCCUGCAGCCCGGAUGUCUGCUGUCUGAUGGGACCAGACAGAUGGCAGUGGCUGCUAUGGUGGCCAACUUCAGCAAGCCCACGGCAGACGCGCCCUCUCUGCUGCAGCACGAUGAGGUGGAGACCUACUUUCACGAGUUCGGCCACGUCAUGCACCAGCUCUGCGCCCAGGCUGACUUUGCCAUGUUCAGUGGAACCCAUGUGGAGCGAGACUUUGUGGAGGCUCCCUCUCAGAUGCUGGAGAACUGGGUGUGGGAGAAGGAGCCCCUGCAGCGCAUGUCCAAGCAUUACAAGACCGGCAGCCCCAUCCCCGACGAGCUGCUGGACAAGCUCAUCAAGUCCCGUCUGGCCAACACUGGCCUCUUCAACUUGCGGCAGAUUGUGCUGGCCAAGGUGGACCAGGCGCUGCACACCAAGACUGGUUUGGACCCAGCUGAGGAGUAUGCCAGGCUGUGCCAGGAGAUCCUGGGUGUGCCAGCGUCCCCUGGAACCAACAUGCCAGCUACGUUUGGCCACCUGGCUGGUGGUUAUGAUGCUCAGUAUUACGGUUAUCUGUGGAGUGAGGUCUUCUCCAUGGACAUGUUCUAUGCCCGCUUUAGGCAGGAGGGCAUAAUGAACCCCAAGGUCGGUUUGGACUACAGGACCUGCAUUCUGACACCUGGUGGAUCUGAGGAUGCAGCUGACAUGCUGAAGAAAUUCCUAGGGCGGGAGCCAAAGCAGGAAGCCUUCCUCCUGAGCAAAGGACUAAGUGUGGAGCUGGAGUCAGGUACUCCAUGUGCCUGCUGACCAAGCCCGCUCGCACCCUCAAAAAAAACAAAACAAAACAUGAAUGCCCCUCUGUGGACGACGGGCAUCUGAGACUGAACAUCGGUUUUCUCCUUAAAAAAAAAUUGUACCCAGACUUCCACAGCUCACCCAUCCCUCCCUCUCCCCUCACUUGUGCUGUGUUUUUUUCAGAGUUUGGGGUUUGUUUUAACUUCACUGAAUUGUAUUCAAACUGGGAUAAGAGAGGAAAAAAAAAACAUAAAGAACAAAGAAUUUAUUGAAGUCGUUUUGGGUGUUCUCUCAG
Molecule: messenger RNA, 2407 nt
Organism: Megalops cyprinoides (Indo-Pacific tarpon)
Lineage: Eukaryota; Metazoa; Chordata; Actinopteri; Elopiformes; Megalopidae
Gene: thop1
Product: thimet oligopeptidase 1
Exons: 13
Coding region: 64-2124 (686 amino acids)
Biological process (GO): proteolysis; peptide metabolic process
Cellular component (GO): mitochondrial intermembrane space
Molecular function (GO): metalloendopeptidase activity
Source: RefSeq, a predicted model, not a curated record